UGAAAUGUUUACCUUCAUUCUUUUUCAUUAAAAAAUUUCGGAAAGAAGAAACUAGCGAAAAUGAGAAAGAAAGUAAGCGAGAUAGAGGAAGUUGUUUGUUACAAUUGGCGGCCACCCUAAGCGUUUGCUUUUCGCAAAUAGGACUCGGAGCAAUGCUUUCGUGGAGUUCGCCUUCACUGGAGUACUUGAGGAGCAAUCAAUCAGAAAUUGUGAUGACUGUGGAACAAGGAGCCUGGAUAACAUCUUCCCCCAAUAUUGGUGCCGCUAUCGGAUAUAUGAUUGUUCCUUUAUUGAUGGAUCGCGUGGGACGAAAACAUACUCUAUUGAUAUCAGCAGUUCCACAAAUUAUCUCCUGGCUGAUGAUAAUACUUGCACAUAAUGUUGUCACCCUCUGUUUAGCAAGGAUCAUUUGUGGAUUGGGAUAUAGUGACUUGGGUAUUUUCCUGGUCGCAACAAUGGGGGCCUACUGUUCUUACGAGACCAUGAACUUGAUUUUACUAUCAAUACCAAUUAUCUACCUUGUUAGUUUCAUUUUCAUGCCAGAAUCGCCAUAUUUUUAUACGAUGAAAGGAAGAGAUGUAGAAUGUCUGAAGAGUUUGAUGAGAUUAAGAGGAGUGAAGAAUUCGGAAGAAGUCAAGUCUGAAAUUGAACUGAUAAAAGUAUCAGCAGUUGAAGAUCAGGAGUCGAAGGUGUACAAAUUGCGGGAUUUAUUCUCUGGAGGAAAUCGGAAAGGGUUGAUGAUAGUUGUUUUUCUUCACGCAGUGUCAAUGUUCUCUGGAUCUUUAGCCAUGGUGGCAUAUGCUCAUCAGAUAUUCGGUUACAGUGGAUUCUUUUUGACAGCCUCGCAUUGUUAUAUGAUUUUGGGAGCUGUAAAAAUACUGUCAGGGUUAGUUGCUACUCAGUUAAUUGAGCGCCUUGGUAGAAGAAUGUUGUAUAUUACGUCUGGAAUUUGCAGUACUUUGGCUUUGAUAAUUGUUGGAAUUUUCUUCUUAAUGAAAUUACAGUUUAAGAUGGAUGUUACCUCAAUCAGUUUUUUGCCUUUAGUAGGUCUGAUCAUUUUUGAAAUUGCUGCUUCUGUGGGUAUUGGUCCGUUACCUUUUGUACUCGGGGGAGAACUCUUUUCUGUUAGACUAAAGAACAUUGCUAUAGCUGUUAUUUUUAUAACAGCUGCGUUAGCAGCUUUUCUAGUCGAACUGAUUUUUCCGAUAAUGAAUAAAGCUGUUGGAAUUCAAGUGAGCUUUUUAAUUUUUGCAUUCUGUUGUUUAAGCGGAACCUCUUUUCUUUUUUAUAUCAUGCCCGAAACUAAGGGUAAAAGUUUAUCAGAGAUACAGAUGAUUUUGAACUCUAAACAAAAGAUUGUUUGGCGAAGUGAAAGACUUUAAAAAUAUGAGGAAUGUGAUAAUGUGUCAAUAGGUACUAUUUGUAAAUGAUGUAGGAGAGACUACCUUAUAGUAAAUAAUGAUUAACAGUAGAUAAUCUCAGUAAUUAGAAACUCAGCCAAGACUGCCUGAUGAAGUUUAAUUGAAAACAUAUCAUUAAUUAUUUUUCGAGAGCAAAGAGUUGAAUUUUUAAGCCAAAAAGACAAAUUUCAAACUACACCAAACUCUCG
Belonocnema kinseyi is the source of this 1609-nucleotide messenger RNA. RefSeq names its product facilitated trehalose transporter Tret1-like. The record is from RefSeq and is a predicted model, not a curated record. Gene Ontology annotation, cellular component: membrane. Lineage: Eukaryota; Metazoa; Arthropoda; Insecta; Hymenoptera; Cynipidae. The transcript has 3 exons. Gene Ontology annotation, molecular function: transmembrane transporter activity. Gene Ontology annotation, biological process: transmembrane transport. Bases 153 to 1382 code for a protein of 409 amino acids.